This is a messenger RNA of Paralichthys olivaceus (Japanese flounder), 5028 nucleotides long. NCBI's taxonomy places the organism in Eukaryota, Metazoa, Chordata, Actinopteri, Pleuronectiformes, Paralichthyidae. The record is from RefSeq and is a predicted model, not a curated record.
AUCAUAACCAUUUGAACAACGCAGCUUUGUCUCCCCUGGGUCCGGCCAUGGCCUUGUCUCACCCUCAUAACAACCUGGGAAUCGGUUUCAACAAGUACACCUCGCUCAAGGCUGUGGACACAACCACGAGAGACUACUACAAGAGCUACCCGAUGGUAGACUACACCCACCGCCAGUCCCCUCCCACUUUCCAGCCAAUCAACUUCCAUCCCAAGGACAAGCCCUUCCUCCCGCCGCCCGACAUCCACGCGCCACUGGCCAUCACCAUCAACACCUCCCAAAUCCCCAAGCCCAAGAUCUCCAAGACCAACACCCAUCCGCUCACCUCCAGCUCGGCCUUCAAAGUAUGGGACCCCAGUAAGAGCCACGCCCCCCACCCGGUGGCCUCCCACAUGGUGCUCCAGGGGCAGCAGCAUCACCCCAUCCAGCAGCUGCAGCAUCAGCCGCUGCACCAGCAGAACAGCCGGCGCCAGGCCUACUCCAACAAGAGGCAGUUCAGCAUCGAGACGCUGCCCGAGCUCUUCUCGCAGCCGCUGGGCUACGGCCACUCGCCGCGCAUGCACCCCAAGCACAAGGGACUGCCCACCAACAGCAAGACAGAGGUCACUGUCUGAACAUGGGGGCGAAUGGGCGAAUAGAAGGGGAGACAAAAGAAACCAAGCUGAGUUGUAAGGGAAAUCUUCAGAUGUCUUUUAUAUCCACAGCCCUAACGGCAAGAUUGAGGGCGAGAAAUAUCGUAUCUGGAAGUUUUUCCUCAUUAUUGUUGACAAUACUAAUAAUGACGUGAGUGAUGUCUGUGUACUCUUUAAGACCAGUGGGUCAAAACAGCAGCAGCAGCAGCAGAUGAGCUGUGAAGGUGGUGGGUUGUGACUCUUUGAACCCGACGGCUCUUCUGAAUAAUUGAGUGGCCUCUCAGUGUGUUGGCACAGCUCUGUCCCCCCCACCCCCCCUUCAACUCAAUGACACCACUCGCACAUGUUCAGAUCACACGCACAAGACACUAUUUACUCCCCAAACUAACCUCCAAGACUCCGAGGCUGUCAGCAAAGGCCCCUCAGACUCUGGCUUCCAAUCAGCCCAGACAAUGCCACUGGGGGCAGCAAAUGAGAUGAGGAUGAUCUGCACACACACAGACACACACACACACACACACAAACACACACUUGUCAACAAUUACAGAAGGUUCCCAGCAUUGCAGAGACCACUGACGCACACAAACAGACACACACGCUUGUCUCUCUCUUGUCGCAGCGGUUUGUUGAGCAGCUAAUUCCAGCCACCGUCUAUUGUGGUGCUGUGGAUGUUUACCUCUAAAGAAACCCCAGGAUGUGUCACCAUCCCUGGAAAAUAAGGGCAAAAGAGCCCCUGUAUCCAGAAAGGUCAUUAUAAAGUCAGUACAUCCUCCCUCUGUCUGUCGCGCUGCUCCACACUGAGUUUCACAAAUGAGACUUUGUUUGUGUCGGAGAAAUGUCAGCCAACGCUGCGUGCUGGCACAGACAAUUGUUUAUACCAAGAAGUGAAGUUACAAUAUGUGAAUAUAUAUCAUGCACAUCCUCCGACAUCCACUUCACUGUUUUCUGGCUGCAGCGUCAUUUGUUUGCAAAGAAAUGAUUUCAUAAUCAGUUGCUAAUGGAUAACCCCACGGUGUGCGUCUGGCUGUGCGGAGAGAAAAGCAGCGAUGCAUUAUGGGGACACUGUUUCCCACUAUGGCCAUUGCUAAACACAGCUGUGUGAUGUAUGUGUUUACUGCUGCGAUGCUAACACAAUCUGAGAGGCUGGAACCACUUGUCAGGGCACUGCAAUUUACUCCACUCCCUGUUAAUGAAGUGCUCCAGCCCCCACAAUGACUGCCAGCAAACAAAGAGCAGGUGCCGAAGUGAGUCAAAUGCAGCUUGUUCCAGGACGGAAUCUUUUUAUUUUGAGACAGGACACAAAAUAUAAUUUAUUAACUUUGUUCAACACUGUGCAGUAGUGUGAUAAUGUUUUCCUUUUUACAAAUAAUAUAAGGGACUAAAGAGUAUUUUGCAUGCUUCUUGUGGCAGGGACAGACACCCCUGCAAAUCUCUUUAAACCUUACGUUCUUCAUAGCUAAUAGCAAAAAGGUUCCUGGUUCAAAUCCCGGUUUUUCUCCAACCUCGUCCCACAGUCCAAAGACAUGCAUACUGGGGUUUGGUUAACUGGACACUCUAAAUUGGCUGUAGGUGUGAGUUUGAAUGUUUGUUUGUCUCUGUAAGUCGACCCUGUGGCGACCUGUCCAGGGUGAACCCUCAAAGAGUUUAGAUAAUGAAUGGAUGGAUCAAACUAUUUCUUCUGUCCUCUUCUGUAGUGUGCUUUCAGUAGAUUUGUCUUUAGCACCCACUAGUGUCGGGGGUCACUCCACAGACCGCAGUGGGAGCUUAACGUUAUAUUUCAAGCUGACGUAUUUCAGUGACCACGGUAACGUCACCAGUGUUUUUCACGAGAACACGAUUUUCUUUGAGUCUACCUCUUUUGAUCGAGUCCUGUUAGUGUCCAGCUCAGCAUCAACGUGACGUGAUUUAAUCCUCCUCAUGGUCGUCCAUGCGGUAAUCUGCCAUUGCAUGUAGAAUAUGCAGAUGUUUAGGUCAGCCAGUGUCCCCUUGUCGAUAAUGCGUAUUUGUUGUUUUGCAUGCGUUCUUGGGAAAUGGCAAAUGUAACCAUAGAGUCAAAUUUCCUGGAAAUACACCUGAAAUAUACUGGAAUCCCACUUUAAAGGCAAAUUAGCCAGAGCUGGGCUGAGAAACAUAAGUAGUGUUAUGAGUCGUGAAAGCAAUAACCGCUGCUGAAUAGUAUUUAGUAAUUACCUGAUGAAUAUAUUACAUUUUCAGCUUGUCCAGCAGUGAUUAUUGAUGGCUUCAGUUUAGAAAUUCAGUUUUGCUUUCAGCCUUCGCAGCACAUAGUCUCAUCUCCGCUCUACAGAGCAGCACAGAACAGACCCACUGAUUCAAUUCACCUUCAUUUGUUAUCAUGAGGACACCAGAUAUGCCGCAGUGCAUAUGCCUGGCACAUGCUCCAGCACAUCAGACAGGUGGUGGAACCUAAUCAAACAGUAGCGUUUACCAGUCACACACUAUUUAGCACUUUUUCUCGCUCAAUCGCUCUCUCUCGCUCUGUCUCUCUUUCUUUUGCUCUCUCUCACUUUCUCUGCUCCCUAACAGACUGUCAUCUGCCCCCCAACCUCCCUCUGAGCAUCCAUCUCCGCAGAGGGUUGAGCGAUGGGUACGAGGCACUUGUCUGGCUUUUGGUACCCAGUGCUCUGUGCGAUUCUCACCAGGUCCUCUCGUUGUGUGUCUGUGUGUGGGUGUGUGUGUGUGUGUGUGUGUGUGUUGGUGGGGCCCGGGAGUAUAAUUAAUGACAGAGUCAGUCACAGAAUGGCAGCCUCCAGAUUUCCUUCCCCGCCACACCAUCGCACUCACACACAUGAAAUCACUCACAGAAACUUGAGCAGGAUUCACACUGGAUACAAACACAGACACGAACGCAGCCUGGGACAUGAGUGACCAGAUGCUUUGCGAUACAUUAUUCACAUUUGGAGAUUUUCCCGUACCAACAUGCUACCUUUAAAUGAACCAUGCGUACUUUCUUUGCAAGCAGAAAUGUCAGUCAGCCAAUUUCCCCAAUUUGCAUCUCAAUUUAAUGGAGCUGUGCAUGUACACAAGCAGAUAAAAUGAGCAACGGAGUAAAACUUUAAUGAGAGAAUAAAUUAGCAAUAUAAUUCGUGUUCGUAAUGCCGCAAUGGCUUCUCCACUUUACCUCUCCAAGAUGUGAAAAACCUGUUUAGCAAGCUGUUGGAUUGGUGCACGGAGCUGCUGGCACGCCUUUGUAAUAAGGGAUCAGCGGAGAAUGGGGAUCAUGAAUACAAAAGCAUCAAUGGGAUAUGCAUGGUGUGAAUAUGCAUCAAACGCAUCUGCGCUUAUGCUCUCGUGGGCGCUGCACAGUAUAUGUAAUGUACCGUGUUGCAGGAGGUUUCACUGUCUCUUUGACUUUAAUCCCCGUGAGGUGGCACACGCUCAGUGGGUCACUUCAUAUGAAAAGCUUCCUGGCCUCUAAAAGCCUGACCAAAAUAUUCUCUGGGGUCUGUCCUUAAUCACUCGAAAUGCAUUAGAGGUUGAGAACAAAUGAGGAAUGACAGCGAGUAAACAAGCAAUAUGCGUCAGUAAAGCAAUAAGCGCCCAACCGUCCUCACACUAUCCGUACGUCUCUGUCCGUCCGUCGAUCUGCAGCCCUUCGCAGAGUUUAGGAGUGAGAGUGCUAAUGAGGAUGCAGGUGUUAGAACCAAGGAGAACGCUGAGCAAAAGAAUGGGGGGGAACUGCAGAGGGCUUAGGAAGCAGAUGAAGGAGAUGAAGCUGGAAAGAGGAAUGGUGUUGCAUGGACUCCGCAGAUAUGGCAGUGGUUGUUUUUCAUUCAGAUUUGUCGUCUAAAAAAAUGAAACAUUGAUUCUUGGUUCUAUCUCUCUGAUGUUCUCUAGCUCUUCCCAAAGUAUUCUGAGACUUUAGCUGAAAGGGAAAGUCAGUCUUUACUAUGAUUUGCACAGUUCAAAGUUAUUGUUGUGUUUGGGUCUUGAAGCGGGAGCCGCUGAUACUCCUCAAACAAACACUGGCCUCUGUGGACGUAAAGCUACAAACAGAACUGGAUGUUUAACACAACGGCCGCACUGGAACCAGGAUUUACAGUCAAAGAUCGGAGUCUUCGGGAUAAACCGAGUCUGAGGACCAGCACAGACAAAGACUUUUUCUCAACCUGUUUGUUGACGCCGCUCACGACUGGGCAGCAGAGUUUUAACAUGCACUGUGAGUGGCUGAUUCUUCUUGAUGCCACAAUCAUGCAAAGAAAUCAUGCUGAUGUGCCAGGAAACAGUGACACCUUCUCUUGGUAAUUUCCCCCACGGUCGGACGUCCUGGACCCAGGAUGUAUUUUUUUCCUUCAGUCCUGGAUGGACUUCCUCCAGGCAAAGUGAAGUCUGGAAAAACCAGCUGGUGAAGCUGAAUAAAUCAGACUGAGAAAAAGCC